This is a messenger RNA of Egretta garzetta (little egret), 465 nucleotides long. RefSeq names its product insulin-like growth factor II. Lineage: Eukaryota; Metazoa; Chordata; Aves; Pelecaniformes; Ardeidae. The transcript is spliced from 5 exons. Gene Ontology annotation, molecular function: growth factor activity; hormone activity. Gene Ontology annotation, cellular component: extracellular region. The record is from RefSeq and is a predicted model, not a curated record. The coding region runs from base 1 to 465 and encodes 154 amino acids.
AUGGUCGCAGUAAUCGGUGCAGUACUGGCGGCCGGGCUGGGCUCGAGCUUCCUCGCUGUAGCUGCACCCAAAAAGGCCGCCUGUAGACCGGUGGGACGAAAUAACCGGCGGAUCAACCGGGGGAUUGUGGAGGAGUGCUGCUUUCGGAGCUGCGACCUGGCUCUGCUGGAAACCUACUGCGCCAAGUCCGUCAAGUCUGAGCGUGACCUCUCCGCCACCUCCCUGGCUGGGCUGCCGGCGCUCAACAAGGAGAGCUUCCAGAAGCCCUCGCACGCCAAGUACUCCAAGUACGACGUGUGGCAGAAGAAGAGCUCCCAGCGGCUGCAGCGUGACAUCCCUGGUGCCAACGCCAGAAGACAAAAGAAAGAAAAAAACGUACCUGAGAAGAAGUUCCGAGGAGCCCCCAUCUGCAUUUUUGUGUGUGUGCUUCAUUACAAGAUUCCAAAUCGACUUGCACCUUUUUGA